Molecule: messenger RNA, 3700 nt
Organism: Boleophthalmus pectinirostris (great blue-spotted mudskipper)
Lineage: Eukaryota; Metazoa; Chordata; Actinopteri; Gobiiformes; Gobiidae
Product: protein FAM222A-like
Exons: 3
Coding region: 1329-2777 (482 amino acids)
Source: RefSeq, a predicted model, not a curated record
CACUUGAUUUUGAAUAGCACCACUUUUAAUAUGUAAAAAAAACCAACUUUCUAUAUUUAUUAAAAAGACUUUCUAUAUUUAUAAAAAAUAACACUGUCAUAUAGAAAUACUGUUGCUUAUUAUUGAAACUGAGAUUGACUUUUUUGUUGACUAUGGUGACAACACUAUUUUUAUCUUAUACAUAUUGAAUGUUUUAAUAGGCCAAAUUGCUGAGAUCUUUCUUUUUCCACUGUUAAUGUAUUUCAGAGACUUUAUGCAGAUAUAGCAGGAUCAGCAUUGGGUCCAUGGUACUUUACUGCUCUUUAUUCACUGUAUAAUAACUAUGUCUGCUCUCUAUUAAAGAUUUUCCCUUCCAGCUGUAAGCCACUAUUUGAAUAAUAUAUAAUGCCCUUCUUGACCUGUUUCAUUCAUCUACAUAUAAUUCCUGUCUCAUUUUCUGUUAUUCAAAGGGAUUUCCCAGGAGAUACCUUUUUCUCUGUUUGUGGUCUUUGUGCAUUAGCCUGCCUCCUGACCAAUGUGCAGUAAUGGAGGGCUUGUUCUGAAAUUGCCAUUAUUUUCCAAAUGGAAUGUGACCGUAGCAGGGCUUUUAGUUCCUCACAUGUGUGUGCUCUGAUGAGACAGCUUGCACUGAGCAGUUUGAAGUGGGCUUGUCAUCAAGGGACAGAUGUUGAGUGGUGGAGAGACACCUGAGGAAAAUGUACACUCUCUUCUGCCUUCGGGGUGAGGCUAAUCAUCCUCCUGCAGCUUCUUUGUGAACACGCCUUUGUUUGACUCAAAUAACUGUCCUCUGCCCUUCAGGGGCACACAAAUGUUAAAGCUUUCUGUGUUUAGACACAAACAGCUUUUUACUUAAAAUAGGACAAAUAAUGCAAUACUGCAGUAUUUCUACCUGAUACACUGUAAUGUCAGGUGUAUAAUACAUGAACCAUGUGCUGGCAUUCACAUCUGCUGACGACUUCAGAUAAUCAAAGAGAAUGUCAAAUGUGAUUGCUAAUGAAAUAUUCCCUUCAUGUGAGAUGAGGAAGUGGCUGCACAGCUGUGUGAGCUGUAAAGUAUCAUUACCCUCAUCACACUAACCAUAGCACAAAAAUAUUCUCUGAUAGUGAGUUUCUGCUCUGAUCAAUAGCCUCAUAAAUACAUGGAAUAUCCCAAGGCUGUUUACAAAUUGAAACACACAGCCCGAGGCUACAGAAGGCUCUAAAUGAUUUGCGUGAUCAAAGCCAAAGAAGCGACUGGAAACAGGAAAGAGCCAUCAGAACAAGUAGACAGUGGGACGAGACAAGUCAUCACAGGUACUUGGAGGCUGUGUGCAGCCGUAUACAUCUACCAUGCUGGCCUGUAUCCAAAGACGACAGAACUUCCCCUCACAGCAUCUCAAUUGCUCUACCAAAAGUGUCAUGGCUUCGGCACCUCCACUCCUACUGCCAGCGCCACACCUGCAGCCUGGCAUCUCAAAAGGAGAGCCUGCACCCAUGGUAUCACGGUACCCCUCUCCAGCAGAGCUGGAUGCCUUUGCUCAAAAGACCGCCAGGAGCCCAUUGACCAUUAAAAUCUUUCAAACUGAAGUGCGGGUGCCACAACAUAAACAGUUAAACAAGACUGUCAAUGGCUUGGACACUACAGGACAGAGUUAUAGCUCCUAUCCAUACUCUGGAGGCUAUCAGGGUUUGCUGGCCAUAGUCAAAGCCUCUGUGACUAUCAAAGGAGUACUGAAAAACUCAGACGGCAAAAGGACUAAACAUUCAAAUGGACAGGCAUCUAUGGCACCAUACAGUAAUGCUAUGAGUAACACCUACAGACAUGGACAUAAAGCUUAUCACACAAGCUCAUGUAAGUCAUCAGAUGUUCCCACUGACACACAGUGUUCUAGCACCAGGGUGGCCUCAGGGGAUCCUAGCCGGCUCCCCCAGGCAGAGUUGGCUCAAGUUCAAAGCCUGAUGAGGCAGAUGAGCAGAAACCCACACAGAGAGGCGCCGCAGCUGGGAGGGGAGGCCCGCACCAGCCCUUCUGUGCAGGCCGCUGCUGCUGUGGCGCCCCAGAGUGGGGUGACGUAUGCAGGCGCUGUCUUGCCCACACAGACGGCAGGCAUGGCCAAAGCUGUGUACUUGGACAAAGCGGACUAUAGGUCAUCGUGGCAGCCCAAGCAACAACAAACACAGCAGUAUCAGCAGAGAGCAGUGAGGAUGUACAAUGCUGGGAAUGGGACUCACAUUGGACAGUCUCCUGAAAGUGUCAUGUCUUUGGCCUACCCCUCUCAGCUGUCGUACAGGCUGCCUCCUCCCAAUGUGCAGGAGAGGGGGAGUGCCUCCUCUUUGAACUGCAUGCAGGGGGAUAUCUCUACUGGCCCAUACUUUGCUUCUCUCUGGGACAACAAUAUAACAUCUACUCCAAAUAGUGACAAUAGUUAUCAGUCUCAGUUGUUGGCAACAGGCAUAUGCGCUGCCAGACCAAGAGACCUGUCUCUUUCAAAUCACCAUCCUAAAUGCCACCAUCUCCAUCAUCACCAAACGCAGCACCCAGCGCUGCAGCCCCAUCCUCACAGCCAGCAGGCCUACAGUGCGGACCAAAACCUGACUGGAGGGCUGCCCACAUCUAGCCUGUGCCAUGCUGCUAUGCUCAGCAGCAGCCUGCAGUCUUUGGAGUGCCUCAUCAGUGAGAUUCAGCCUCCCUGCAUCAAAGAGCGCAUGCUGGGCCGUGGGUACCAAGCCAUGGGGAUGCCUCUGCUGCUGGAGCACCACCACCAGCAAAGCCACAUCCAGCUCCCUGUCUACAGAUAAGGCAGUGCUGCCACAAAAAGGACUUUUUCUAGACAUCUGUGAGAAUGAGACAUGCUUUUGUUGUUUGUGCGUAGACUACAGUAGGCUUUGUUUUAAGCCAGACAUGGAAUAUCAUAAUGUAUGUUUUUUUUUCCAUUGUUGUCAAAAAGCCUGCUGCAUUGCAUUUCAUGUCAGAAAUGACCACAUAUUCUUUGCAAACCUGCCUCAGUUAAGUUAGGUAAUUUCUUCAUUUCUAAAUUUCUUUUCAUUGUUUUGUAAAUAUAUUGUAUAUUUUUUACAGAAAAUCUUAUUUGUUAGAGAACAUUCCUUUUAUUACCAUCUGAGCUCUUUGGUCGUUAGCUCCUUUGUGUUCUACUGUGACUUCUAAAGAAUUAGAGAUAAUAUUCCCUUAUUAUCCAUGCCCGCAUUUGCAGACUAUAAUGCAAAUAUAGUAGCCACUCUACUGUGGAAACAGUUUGAUCUUUUGCAUAAAAAGAGUACAGUUUUUGCCAUGCAGUCAUUUCCAGAGUACAAAAUGUAAAUCAAUUUCAUGUAGUUAUGCAGCGCUGCAUGUGGAGACUGCUCCAUAACCAAACACCAUGGCAUUCAGGUCAGGAGAUGUUUGCAUUUUGAGUUGUAUUUUCGUUCACUUUGAAAUUCCUGGGAGAUUGUGUGGAUGUUUACAGUUUAAUGAAAGGUUUGUCUGUGCAGUACUUCCCAGGUAAAGCUGAGUGCCACGUUGAAGCUAAGGCCAUUUGAAUCAUUUACUGUAACUUGUUUUUAGGGCUCUGUUGUCUCUGAGGGUGGUAUUUGUAUGACUGAGUAGUCGUGUGUCUGCACUGGUUCUUGUUCUAUUUAUUUGGGUCUGCUUGUUGGGUUUUUAUGGCAUCCCUACUAUUAUAAAGUGCAAUUAUUAUUAUUAUUAUUAUUAUUGUUAUUAUUAU